AUGCGAUCAGAUAAUCGGAUGAACGUGACGGAUAUUUUGCUCCUGGCGGAGAAUGCAGCGAGUGUGACAGCGAUCAGUUUUCAGGGGACCGACUUGAACAUAAUUGCUUCGACAGUGACGACGCUUCGAUCCAAGGUUCAGAAAACGUAUUCCCAGGGCCGCGAAGUGAUGGAUGCGAAACAGCAAGAAGUCGUUUGUACACAGAUCGGAAGCAAGGUUCGUGUUCUUUAUCCAACGCCAGAAGACAGUAUCACCAUCGUUCCCUCUACCGAAUCCAUCAAGAAUCUGGCGACACGAGCCACCGACUCCAGCGACCGAGCAUCACGUGUGGCACACGAGAACCUUCAGGAGGAACUCUCAGCGCAGGCAAUCAGCGAAGGAGAGGCGCUCGGCGAGGCAGACGAUGUCCUAGACGCGCAACGAAACGAACUUUGGGACUUUCAAAAUCGGGUGAAUUCCUCCAGUGCCGUCCUGCGUACAAUCACAAUGCAAGAGCAUAAUGAGAUCAUCGAAAGCUACGAAUCUUGUAUGGGUUGUAACACCAAAAAGCUAGGCCUGGUUUAA
Messenger RNA from Letharia columbiana, 564 nucleotides. RefSeq lists its product as uncharacterized. The record is from RefSeq and is a predicted model, not a curated record. The transcript has a single exon. The coding region runs from base 1 to 564 and encodes 187 amino acids. Lineage: Eukaryota; Fungi; Ascomycota; Lecanoromycetes; Lecanorales; Parmeliaceae.